AUGGAGACCAUGGAGGAGCUGGACUGGUGCCUGGACCAGCUGGAGACCAUCCAGACCUACCGUUCUGUUAGCGACAUGGCCUCCAACAAGGGUUUGGGUUUGGUUCUGGACGUGGUUCUGGACGUGGUUCUGGACUUGGUUCUGGACGUGGUUUUGGACGUGGUUCUGGACGUGGUUCUGGACUUGGUUCUGGACGUGGUUUUGGACGUGGUUCUGGACGUGGUUCUGGACUUGGUUCUGGACGUGGUUCUGGACUUGGUUCUGGACUUGGUUCUGGACUUGGUUCUGGACGUGGUUCUGUACGUGGUUCUGGACGUGGUUCUGUACGUGGUUCUGGAGCGUUGA
Messenger RNA from Knipowitschia caucasica, 345 nucleotides. The record is from the annotation of a GenBank genome assembly. NCBI's taxonomy places the organism in Eukaryota, Metazoa, Chordata, Actinopteri, Gobiiformes, Gobiidae.